AUGGCGUCCAAGAAUGUUGAUGGUCAAGAAAAAAUGUCAUGGCCUCCAAGACAUGAGACAAUAUUCGUACAUAUAUUGCAUGAACAUGUGAAGAAGGGUGACUUGCAGACAUCAACUUUUAAAAUGAAAGUUUGGGCAGAAAUAAGUGAUGAGUUGUAUGCACAAUGUGGACAAAAAUAUUUGAUUGAGCAUACGGGAUUUGGGUGGGAUCCUAUUGCAAACACAGUGACUGCCUCAGAAGAUGUUUGGGCAAGUUACUUGAAGAGUAAGCCAAAAGCGAAGCAAUUUCGCACUCAAGGCUUAGAGCACUAUCAACUUUUAGGGGAGAUAUUCAACACUACUACUGCAACCGGGCAAUUGCAUUAUGCCUCUAGUCAACUUCCUCCUAACUCAGAUGAUGAACGUGAGUUAGAAAACAACUUCCUUAACACCGGAGUUCACAUCGAUGUUGACUUGGAUGAUGAUGGUGACAACCCUCAGCUUCUGAGUGGUAAAGGAAAAAGAAAGUGUGCAACUAUUGCUCCACCCGAGUGUCGUUCAAAGAAAUGGGAUAAAAUGGAAUCUUAUUUGGAUGUUUGCAGUGAAGUUAUGAGUCAAAAAUUACAGCGAGAAAAGGAAAAGAGUCUUGAGGCAUCUAGCACCUCUAAGGAGAUGUAUUCGAUUGAAGAAUGCAUAGGCAUUGUUGAGACAAUGGGAGACGUUGAUAACAAUACAUUCAACAAGAUGCUAGAAAAGAUAGUGCUUGUUGAAUGGAGGAAAAUCUUUGUUAUAAUGCCAGCAACAAGGAGGAGAGCGUGGUUGGCUAGUCUUUAG
Prunus avium (sweet cherry) is the source of this 813-nucleotide messenger RNA. The record is from RefSeq and is a predicted model, not a curated record. NCBI's taxonomy places the organism in Eukaryota, Viridiplantae, Streptophyta, Magnoliopsida, Rosales, Rosaceae.